Molecule: messenger RNA, 4082 nt
Organism: Phanerochaete carnosa HHB-10118-sp
Lineage: Eukaryota; Fungi; Basidiomycota; Agaricomycetes; Polyporales; Phanerochaetaceae
Exons: 1
Coding region: 1539-3944 (801 amino acids)
Source: RefSeq, a predicted model, not a curated record
CUGGGCGUCUGUCUCCAAGACCUCUGGGGAUAGGCGCUUUUGGGCUCUUAACAGCACGCAGGACAAGACAACGAACGCACAACGAACGCUUUGGGCCCAGGUCUCACGAAAUUCGCAAUACCAAACUUGAACUGACCCUGACGCUUUCCUCCGCAAAUGACCCCGCAAACGACGCAUUCACUUUUCUUCUUCCCCCAACCACCAUCUGGUAGAACGCCCAAGCCAUCUGCGUUUCCAGUCUGCGGCACCGACGCGUCCUCCGACGUUCCCCCUGCCUGCGACACUCCGUCACACGACUUUUGCAGUGUCCUGUCGUACGCGAACCUCGAGGACGAUUGCCAUAUUCGCUGGAGCGUUGCGGUCCAUGCUGGAAAAACAUUAGGAAAGGAUCCUCCUGUGAGCGUCUCGUCUACUUCGCUUUGCUUCAUGGUUUGUCCCGUAAUCCCUUCUCGUCUAUGCUGCGAGCUGGAUAGUAUGUUCGGCCUCAGUAUAAGACAGAAUACGUCGAAGAUCUCUGUCCGGAGUCAACCUUAUUUCGCGCUUCGCUCUAACUACGCGUGCAUCACCCCCACGCGUGGCCGUUAAGCCAAGCCAUUCUCCCGUUCUUCUGCUUCUCCUGUCCCCUGGUCUUACUUUCGGUCGUGCUAGAUUUAUUCGACCGCCCGGUCCUGUGAGACCUCACUCCCUCCAUCACCCACCCUUUCAUCUACUUCUCCAAACAGUUUGCUGCUGGACUUUGGCAGUUCCCCACCCUCAGCUGUCUCACAAACUCCGGACCAACCCACCAUGGUCAAAAAGCGUCGCUCAUUACAAGCCAUUCUAAUCCCUCCAUUCUUUCACCCUUCUAUAUCAUCUGAAGAGAACGUGUCGCCGCCGAAUGCGGUCCAGAGGGUGCGCUCUCAGUCCGCUGCGGCAACCACAACAGAAUUCGUAUUACCUCCUGCGAUCCCCAUAGCUGCCUCUACUAGCUCCUCGUCUAGCAGCAGCGAAACACCAAGGCACUCUCCGCCAUCAGAUCUUCUGGAUGAUGAUCCAUUUGCGAACCUAUCUCCGGGUCCCACUGCUCUUGUAUUUGACGAAUCCACCGUUCCUCUGCGACGCUCCUCUUCGGUGCUGACGGGCGUCGCACUUGAUGCUGGCGCGCUGCCUUCCCUGAGGUCUCCACGGGUCACACCACGGUCGCCACUAGUGCACAGCGUCGUUGGUUUGGAUGACGACUACUCGAACAUCGAUGCUGGCUCGCUACCUCCUCCUGCCCCGCCUCCCCCAACCCCUGUCCCCGCUCGACGAGCUGCUACAGUCCUUCCUCGACCUAGGUCUUCUGCUAGUCACGGCCAACCACGUCCAGCACAUACUCGUCCAGCAUUCUACCCCCGGCCUUCCUUGCCUUCCCUAUAUACCUUGGCCCAGAUAAAUGUCGUAGCUCCAAAAGUGAGUUGUACCUCGAUGAUGCACACAUCAAUUAGCUGACUGUCCGAUCAUAUAUAAAGGUGAAACGUGGUCGUGUAGGAGCAAAAUUGCCCGCUGAACCAUGGUCAAUGAUUGACUCGCUCCCCUCUGGUCUAGCGGGACAUAGCUAUUCCAUGUCCCCUUCCGGCUCCAGUUCUGUCACGGAUUCUGACAUGCUAGUGCAAGAACCCGAAUCUUACGACUCUCCUGAUGAUAACCAGGAGAGCGAGCCAGACGUGUCGAGAGAACGUGCCUCGUUUUCAGAAUCCGAUAGGUCUACUCCUUAUAUGUCUGAAGCCGGAGAUGUCCAGACCCGCGCGAGUAUCAUAAGUCAGUCUUCAUUUGAUGCAUACCCGUCAACUCUUAUACCCUUCGAAACCUUCGAUACCCAUAUACCUCGGGGCGUGGAAGAUGAUCAUAGCUCGCCAGAGCCGUCGUUUCCUCCAACGCCGCAGUUCACUGCAGACACACCAGCAUUCUUGAACUUGGGCUAUUCGUCCGUGUUUUCGCAGCAAUCGAGAACCUCUAUUUAUGAAGACCUUUCCGCCACGUUGGAAUACGAUUAUUCUCAGGCGGUCUCACAGUUCUCGUCUUCUGCUUCCGAGCAAGAUGCCGUGUCUUCUUCGCCUUCGCUCGGGGAAAGCGCGCCCUGCGAUUUCCAACCCGGCAGCUCGGUCCAGACCAUCCGUGCGUAUAACCUACACGACCCGCCAUCACACUUCCGUUCUUCGUCUUGCCAGGAUGGCACGGCGCAGGAGCUUUCGCACAUGGAUACUCUUCCUCUCUCACCCACCACAAUCGGGGCCAACAUCGACGCCCCGAGCCGCACUUCCUCUGGGUCAAGUGCGUACGAGGACGACGCCGACUUUUUGACUGUUUACAGCGACUCGAGCGACGAGGAGUACCUGACCGCGCCGUUGUCAAGGUCACCUUCUCCCACAGCUGGGUUGCCACCUCUCGAAGGGUCUGCGGCCCAAUGCUUGCAGCUACCGUACGCUGAAGAGCACGAGCUGAGUGAAAGCUCUGGCAUUGACAUCACGGAGCGACUAUCGCGCUUGAGCAUCUUCAGCCAGUCAGACACAGCCUCUAGCCGAUAUGUCUCCGCGCCGGAGUAUGUAGAUGCCGCAGAGGAAGGCUCUCGCGGAAGCAGAACCCAGUCACACCAUGGCGAGUCUAGUCGUCACAGCGAAAGCAGUGAUAGGCACCAGGGGACUUCUUCGAGCUAUGGCGGCGGACGCGCAGGGGGUAUGGGGUUUGGCGGGGGUUCCGGUGGUGGGCGCCGCGACCGGGACGGUGACGACGAUCGCUACCGACGACCUUACCCACGAAGCGCAGCUCCUGACUACGCCACUCCGGAGACAUCCGAGGAAGAGGACAGCUCCGACGAAGACGAGAGUGGGCGGCCAAAACUGUCUCGUCGCCAGGGCCGUCGCGCUUCGUCUAGUGAGGGGGACGACGUCCCUCUGGCUCAGCAAAUUCCUAGCGCGCUUAGGGCGCAGCGAUCCAUUCGGAUGCAGGUGCGGGAUGAGGCCGUUCAGAAGCGAAGAGCGAAAAGUCUUCGUCGUCCUGGCUCCUCAGGCCACUCAGCACCAGAUCCGCAGCCUGCAUUGCCCACGCAGAGGGUCACUCCCGACCAUUCUGCUGGGGUGCACGUCUCGAGAGCUCCUUCGACAUCCCGUGCGCUACCUGUACUCCAAGAACCUCCUAAACCCACGGGUCGUCCUCGAACCAAGACAUUGCCCAGCCAAGCGGGUGGCAGCCCAUUCGCCGUCGGUGACCUCACUAAAAAGUUGCUCAAUGUGCAUACCGCCCCGCCUCUUCCCCAUUCACCUAUCUCCCCUGCGAGGUCUUCACAUGACCAGCAGGGACCGCAGUCACCGAAGCAAUCCACCAGCCGCCUUCCCAGCCAGCCCGAUCAAUACGCAAACCUGAACCCUGCCGCGCAAGAUGUCUCUAUCGCGCUCCGCCUGCGGAACAUGCGCUCCUUCCAUCGCCCACGGACUACAGGCGGUGAGUCUGAGCCUCCACCGCCCACUCCAUCUGCGGGGGCGCAGCUAGGGCGUAGCAACACGGGCGCUACGCGCCGCCCGCAGCCGCCCGAUUCGCAGCCCGCGAAAUCCCUGCCGCAGAAUGCUGCGCCGAGCCUCGAGAGGGCAAGAUCGACCCGCUCGCAAUCGCGGCGACCGAGCGUCGACAGAUCGGCGCGGCCCUCAGUGGACCAGGACGCCCGGACGCCCAUGCCGCCCAUGCCGACGGUGGUGAAGACGCCUGCGUGGCAGCAGCGCGUGUUCGUGGGCACCCUGCAGCGGUUCUCGCAGGUGGAGAUCACGGCUACGUCGACGGCGCGGGACGUGCUCGAGAUACUGCAGAGCCAGGCCGCUCUGGAAGAUAGCGUUGCCAACGGGUGGAUGAUGUGGGAGGUCUGUCAGGACUUUGGCAUGGGUACGUUGCAAAUGUUUACUGUAACGAUAGUGUGCUCAUCAUCUGUAUCGUAGAACGGCCUAUCCGGAGCUUCGAAGUUCUGUCGGACGUUACGAACUCCUGGGUCACAGAUAAGACCGUGAACAUUCUGAUGGCCAAGAAGACUCUGCUUGCCCCGAAACUCAGUCGGGCUGUAAGUUGCAUCUUCGUAC